AUGUCUGCUCGGAGUGUUACUUCUGCGUUCAUGGACACUUGCAAAUUGCUUGGUGUGCCGUAUAUAGUAAUAACGGACAAUGGUAAGCAGUUUGUAAGUAAGAUAUUUUCAGAGUACUGUACUAAAGAGGAGGGUAUGAACGUCCUUAUCAAGUCUUACAUGGAGCAUUGUGAAGUUGCCUAUUAG
This is a messenger RNA of Perkinsus marinus ATCC 50983, 186 nucleotides long. RefSeq lists its product as hypothetical. Bases 1 to 186 code for a protein of 61 amino acids. The transcript has 2 exons. The record is from RefSeq and is a predicted model, not a curated record. NCBI's taxonomy places the organism in Eukaryota, Perkinsozoa, Perkinsida, Perkinsidae. Gene Ontology annotation, molecular function: nucleic acid binding.